Messenger RNA from Pristis pectinata (smalltooth sawfish), 661 nucleotides. RefSeq names its product urate (5-hydroxyiso-) hydrolase a (gene uraha). NCBI's taxonomy places the organism in Eukaryota, Metazoa, Chordata, Chondrichthyes, Rhinopristiformes, Pristidae. Gene Ontology annotation, biological process: purine nucleobase metabolic process. Gene Ontology annotation, molecular function: hydroxyisourate hydrolase activity. The record is from RefSeq and is a predicted model, not a curated record. The transcript is spliced from 4 exons. The coding region runs from base 108 to 509 and encodes 133 amino acids.
AGAGACAUCAUAAGACUAAAAUUCAGAGUCACUUCAAUUAUUCUUUCCAGAAACUUAGGGUGUCAACUGCUCAUAAUCAGUCACUUCUAGGAGAGACGUUCAAUUAAAUGACUGCAACGCGACUUCAGCAUAUUCAACAUCAUCUUGUUACAAGAAAGUGCAGCAUGUCCCAGAGCCCGGUAACUACUCACGUCCUCAACACGGCCCGAGGGGUCCCCGCUGCUCACCUGGCGAUCAGUGUUUCCAGGUUGGAGAACGAGGAAUGGAGGGAGAUGGCGAGAGGGGUUACGAAUUCAGAUGGCAGAUGCUCAGGUCUGUUAACAUCACAGAAUUUUAUUCCUGGAGUAUACAAGAUGAAAUUUGCAACAGAUGAAUAUUGGCAAUCAUUAAACAUGACCAGUUUCUACCCAUACAUAGAGAUUGUCUUCAACAUUUCAGAUACAAGUCAGAAGUACCAUAUUGCUCUUCUUCUGAAUCCAUUCUCAUAUACUACUUACCGAGGAUCUUAAGUGUCCUUGUCAAUGCAAUAAUGGACUGUGCAUUAAUUUUCACAUUAUAAUAAAAUAAGAUUCUCUAUGUUAAUAUAUGUGCAUUUUUCACUGAUGUCUGUACAAUAUCCGUAAAUAUUGGUGAUAGAUUCAAAUAGAUUAAUGACAUCUUG